Messenger RNA from Arachis duranensis, 2215 nucleotides. RefSeq names its product FRIGIDA-like protein 4a. The record is from RefSeq and is a predicted model, not a curated record. The coding region runs from base 312 to 1910 and encodes 532 amino acids. NCBI's taxonomy places the organism in Eukaryota, Viridiplantae, Streptophyta, Magnoliopsida, Fabales, Fabaceae. The transcript has 3 exons.
AUGUCAUUCUAUGCCAAAAAAGUCACGCUCCAAGUGUUUCCUUCUCCUGCUUCCAACACAUUUCAGCAUGUGAGAAGAAAAUAGUAAAAUACCCUUUCUCCCAGUAGCAUAACCCUUAGAUUAGAUUUUAGCAUUGGGCGUAUGGGAUGAGUUUCUGCUCUUUUUCGGAGUUGAGAGUUCAGACCAACUAAGAAAAAAAAAAUCCCUUCCAUUAUUCAUUUCCUAAUUUGUUUUCAAACAAACAUUGGCGGUGAGUGGUUUUUUUGAGGGUUUCCGUUGUCGUUAUGCACAUCUGAAAUCAGGUUCCAACAAUGGCGGAAACAAGCUCAGCAAGGGUACAGAAAUUCUUCGAGGACCUGGAAUCCCACAAGGCUAUACUCACCACCUGCACCAACCUCUUCGCCGCCCUCUCACACCGCUUCACCUCCCUCGACACCUCCCUCCACCAAAAAUCCCAAUCCCUCGAUUCCAAGCUCCAAUCUCUCCAAUCCCGCUCCCACCAAACCCUCGAAGAACUACGCCACCGUGACUCCUCCAUCCCCGAGCGCGAGUCCGCCGCCGCUGCCCUAAUCCGUGACCAGACCGACGCCGCCCUCUCCGACCUCCGCAAGCCCCUCCCCGCCAACCCCGACCUCUCCACCACCCUCAAAUGCCUCUCUCGCAAGAUGGACUCCUCCGCCCUCCUCCGCUUCAUCGUCUCCAAGCGCAAGGAAUCCGCAUCCCUCAGGGCGGAGAUAUCCGCCUCCAUAUCCGAGGCCGUGGACCCCCCAAGGCUGGUCCUCGACGCCGUCGAAGAAUUCCUGAAUUGCAAGCUGGCUAAGUCUGGCGUCACCGAUAAGAGAUGGGCCUGCGGGAUCCUGAUUCAGGCUCUGUUUCCGGAAUCUGGUGCCGGAGCAAAGCGUCCGGAGUUUUCUCGGCGGAUUGUGGAGAGGGCGGUGCGGCUGGUGGAGCUGUGGAAGAGGCAGAUGGACGAGGAAUCGGAGAAUGGAACUGUUGGUGCUGCGGAGGUGGUGAUGUUUCUGCAGAUGGUGGUGUGUUUUGGACUGAGGUCUAUGUUCGAUGAUGACUAUUUGAGGAAGUUCGUUAUGGAGUUUGCGUCCAGAAGGGACAUGGCUAAGCUUGCUGCCAUGUUGGAAUUCGGUGAUAAGAUGAUAGAUAUAAUAGAUGAACUAGUAAAAAAUGGCAAAGAGGUAGAAGCUGUUUAUUUUGCUUCAGAAUCUGGUUUGACUGAAAGGUUUCCUCCAGUCGACCUGCUCAAGUCCUGUCUUCGGAACUACAAGAAGAAUGCUGCUAUAACGUCGAAGAAGGGAAAUAACAAUCAGGCUGCUACGGAUGAUUCAACCACUUUGGAGUUGAAUACAAUUAAGGCCAUAAUCAAAUGCGUAGAAGAUCACAAGCUGGAAUCAGAAUUCAACCUCGAUAAUUUGAGGAAGCGGGUUACACAGUUGGAGAAAACAAAGGCUGAAAGGAAGAAGAGUGCAACAGCUGGUAAACCUAAGAAGCGCAGCAUCCGUGCUGGAGGAGCGGGUUCUUCCCGUCCAUCCAAAUCAGCCAAAUUCCAUCCGCAUCCAUCCUCGUCUUCCAGUCGCAGGAACCUGGCACCUUCUCUGCAGCCUAGUCCCAAUGCCAGAUUUUCAAGCGCAUUCAACUAUCCCAGUCAGACUGUAUAUGAUGCCUCAGCUACUGCUAAUCCUUAUGCUGCAACCUAUGGAGCUGCCCACACUCAAAGCCCUGCUGGGAUGACCCAACAGCAUUACUCACUCCCUGUUGACAAUUUGGGUCCACCCGGCUACCGAUCCAGCACUGCUUAUGUAGGACAGUCUAGCUACGGCAUGUAUGAUUAUGGAAAUGCCACUCUAUCCACUUAUCAACCUCCAUACACAGUGGAUCAAUCUAGCUACAGGGGAUGAGUUUUCGUUGCUUCCUCCUGCUCUUGAAUCUUGUCGUCAGUUCCUUAGAAAAUGGAGAAAAAAGCAGCUGCCUUUUUUCGCCUCUUAAUUUUUCCGUUUCCUUUUGGGAAUUUAGGUUGUAAUUGGUAAUCACAGAGCAAUUAAGUCAAGGUAGGUUCCUCACCAUUCCUUUAUCUUUUCCUACUAUUUUUAUACUAUCUACUGGUCCUUGCCGUUUUGAAUGCAUGGCGGAAGUAGCUUCUGAAAACAUGAGUAAAAAGGUUACUUGUGCUUUUAAUCUUUAAUCACAAUGGCAUGCCUUUUCA